CAACAGAACCGAAGAGCGUACUUAAUAUCACAUUUAAGAAGCCUUCUAAUAGUCCCACCAGGCCACCACAGAAAUACCUACCAAAUACCAACACGGCAUCACCAUCACCUAGCUCGCUCCUACUCCUAAUUUCCUAUAUAUACAUACCAUAAAAUAAACAUAUCCAUGCACAAAUAUAGAAUAAAAAACUAAGGUAUUAAAGGGUUUAACAUUUUAGCAAUGAAGAAGGGGCAGAGUGGUAGUCGAGUUGCUGGUGGAACAGAGAGUAAUUGGUGCAAAGCGGCUCGCGGAGGCACCGGCAUUGCGGUGUUGGCGUUGCUCAUAGCUAAGCCCUUUGAUAUUAACCGUCUCCAGCAAGGACUCAACAAACUGCAAAAUUUUCAUCCUAUCCUCAAGACGAGGCUUGUCUACUCCAACUCUGGAUCAGAAGGCGGAGGGACAGGGACAGGAACAGGCUUGUCAUUUCUCACUUCUCCCACUCCUUACGUCAAGAUCGAAUCGUACAGCCUCUCUGCCACUUCUAAGAUCAUCGGAGGAGAAGGAAACGAUACCGUUUCUUCCCCGUUGCAAAAGAUCCUAGAGCAUGAACUGAACCAGAACACAUGGCGCGAUUUGAAUACCACUGGAGGCUCCGAUAUGUUUCUGGCGAGCAUGUAUGCGGUGAGUGAGACGACGUGGGUGGCAGCCAUGAGGCUGCACGUGGCGGCUUGUGACCGUACGACGGCGGUGUCGCUGUUGAAGGAGCUUCUUCUGGUGAUGACGGAGGAGGAGGAAGAGAAAGAGGAAGAGAGCAAGAAUGGAGAUUCGGGUGGAGGGUUGGCUUUGGCGAUUGAGGAUCUUGUGCCUUGUGGGAUGGCGAAGAAGGCUAUUUGGACACGUGGCAUCGAUGUGCUUAGUUACUCGGUGAACUCUAUCAGGCAAACGAAUCUGAAAUUUCAUGACACGAGAGGCAAGAGGUUUUCGCAAAUUGUGAGACUGCAACUAAACCAGAACGACACCAAGAGGGUUUUAGCUGGUUGCAAGCGUAACAGGAUUAAACUUUGCGGAGCAUUGACGGCUGCAGGGUUGAUGGCUGCGCAUAGCUCAAAGAACAGCUCAAGGAAAUAUGGGGUCAUAACCUUCACCGACUGCCGAUCCAGCCUCGAUCCACCCCUUUCUUUUCACGACUUUGGGUUUUAUAACUCGGCCAUUAUCAACAACCACGUGAUGAAAGGAGGGGAAAGUCUAUGGGAGCUGGCGAAGAAGACAUAUGGAGCAUUUGCAACCUCCAAGAACAACAAGAAGCACUUCACAGACAUGGCUGACACGAACUUCCUCAUGUGCAAGGCCAUAGACAACCCCAGCCUAACCUCAUCUUCAGCUCUUAGAACCUCCAUCAUGUCGGUGUUCGAGGACGCGGUGGUGGAUGACAGCACCGAGAUGCAGCGCCAUGUUGGGGUGGAGGACUACAUGGGGUGUGCUUCGGUGCAUGGUGUGGGCCCCUCCAUGGGGAUCUUUGAUACCAUUAGAGAUGGAGGCUUGGAUUGUGUGUGCGUGUACCCUGCGCCAUUGCACUCCAGGGAGCAGAUGCAAGACCUUGUUAACAACAUGAAGGCUAUUCUUAUUGAAGCUGGCAAGACCUGCCAGCCAUAGGCAUAAUAAUCCAUCCAUGUAUCUCACAAACCCACUCUAUUAUUACCUAUUUACCUAUUAUUGGUGUUGUAUGUUCUUUCUUCAUCCAUUUUCACGCUUCUUCUUACUAGCUACUUGCCUUUUCAGUUUCUCUCUUCUCUCUAAUUUUUCUUUCUUGAGG
Messenger RNA from Arachis ipaensis, 1792 nucleotides. RefSeq lists its product as uncharacterized. Lineage: Eukaryota; Viridiplantae; Streptophyta; Magnoliopsida; Fabales; Fabaceae. The record is from RefSeq and is a predicted model, not a curated record.